UUUGCGAAGAGCCGAUCCGCAGCAAGGUUGGAAGUUAGCCUGGGCUGAUUUCUCAUCUCUUGCGAUCAAGGCUAAUGCUUCGCCUCCCGAUGCGCCCACAUCCUGUAGGCUGAUCAGUCGCUCAUCUCAUAGCUAUCUGCCUCUCAAUUGAUUGCGUCUAAUGAGCUGCACCAGCGUUAAUCCUUUGAUGCUACAGAGGGAAUCUUAUCCCAUGUUAGCAAUCUUCUCAUUAAACACCCUCGCAGCCUUGUUGCAGAUUCAACAUACAGCGUUCCUUCUCGGCUUUGAGUCUAUUUUGACAAUAUUUACCGAUUCGAAUUCUUUCCACUUUUGAUCCUCCGGCAAUAUGCAUUGGCUCCAGCCAGAGGGUGAUGGUAGAAUCACUUUGAACGCACUACGACUCGGUGUCAUCGGUUUCGUAGCCAUUUUAGGAGAAGGCUCAGUGCUCGCCAACGCGCAGGUGUUGACUCUGACGACAUGGAUAUUUCUCCCGUGUUUGUUUCCAGCGCCGCACGCUUUCAUGAGACCGGCCAGACCCACAUUGCUUGCGCCUGUUCCUGGAUUCGUUACUGGCAUCUUCUCAGGUAAUCACAGAAAUAAUGUCAAUUAUAUCGGAAAUAUUGUCUGUGAUGCAAACGACCUACUUCCGCACUCCGUCCGCGCUGUCGAGAUCAAGCGCACCAGCAAUCAACCCAUCAGAUUAAAGACCUUGGCUCCACUAUCUAUCGUCCUUUUCCUCGGUUCCAGUUUGUCAAUCCUUCUCCUUGGGCUAUCGAUAUGGCGUGAAGACGGCAUGUCAAUCUUAGCCACGAUUUUCCUCUCGUGCCUCUCGUCUCUCAUAGGGCUCGCCAACAAAUGGACGCUACGACUUCCCAAGCGCAUGAUCAAGCAAGGAGAAAUUCCUCGUGGAGACGUUGUGGUUCGGUACCCCAAAGGUAGUUUCCUCAUAGUCCGCUGCGACGAAAUCGUUGCUCGGGAGUUGUACUUCGCGCCCGAAACGAUCGAGUACCUCGUGCAACACGACGCUGCGUACCGCAUCCUCUCCCUAGUCGGCACAAUGCUGCUAAUGAGCGGUGUAAUCGCCCUCGCAAAUGCACAAAUCGAAUUGCAAAUUGCCUGGGCAGGCUCAUAUAUGCUUAUCGGCUCCAGCUACUGGAUCCUUGCUGCGCUGCCUGGGAAAGUGCACUGGGACACAUCCUGCUACACUGUAUCUAGUGAGUGUCUCUCUGACUCGAACAUGACGAAGAAAGGAUAUCCGAGUGAGAACAGUACAUUCACACAAGCGCUCUGGAAGGCGAUUGUGGUCAUCAAGAAUACAGAUUGGGUAGGGAGAAGCGACGCUUGUCCGGAUACGCCUGCGUGGAGUGACUGGUUGAGCGCGGCGAGGGCGUGUAGUAAGGACGCUAGGGAGGCGGAGGAAAAAGUCAAGGGUGUAAAGACGUGGGCGGUGCCAGCUUGGAAUGCUCAAAGUUAUCUGGCGGAGGUCCUGGAUAAGCAAGCGAAGAUGGAUGUGAAGAAUAUGGGGGAAGGAGAAGACGAGGUCGAUGAUAGGACGGCAUGCAGCCUUAGAUAGCGUAGUACCUUACGAAGC
Messenger RNA from Alternaria rosae, 1591 nucleotides. RefSeq lists its product as uncharacterized. The record is from RefSeq and is a predicted model, not a curated record. The transcript has 2 exons. Lineage: Eukaryota; Fungi; Ascomycota; Dothideomycetes; Pleosporales; Pleosporaceae. Bases 347 to 1573 code for a protein of 408 amino acids.